This is a messenger RNA of Suillus fuscotomentosus, 1009 nucleotides long. RefSeq lists its product as uncharacterized. The record is from RefSeq and is a predicted model, not a curated record. Lineage: Eukaryota; Fungi; Basidiomycota; Agaricomycetes; Boletales; Suillaceae. The annotation marks the transcript as partial. The transcript has 2 exons.
GCGAUGUUGGCAUAGUAUUGGGCGGGCAUCAUGAUGAUAAGAUAUCGCUGCCGAGAUAUCUCAUAUAUCCGUCCAGGUAUUUAUUUCUUAUGGAUGACACUGUGUGUUUAUACCAUACCUCUUGUUCUUCUUCUCGCCCCACCAUCCUGCCAUGGCUACAAGUCACUACCAGGGACACUGCCGGACAAGUGUUCUGGAGGAUGGCAAUCGCGAUGAUGCGGUCAUUAUGUCAAGGACCGCUAGUGUGACGCCAUUGGCAGUCAACAUUCCUUCGACACCACCACGCGGUAAACAACUAUUUGGACUGGUAACGCCCCCGGACUCUCGCCCACGACCCAGCCUCUUUGAAAUCCGUCCAACCUCUCCACCUCGUACCCCUGUACGACGUUCCGACGUCCCAAAGGACACAGAGUCGCUGACCGUCUCAGAAAACUCAUCUGAACGGUCCAGCAAUCAGUCAACUACUAACCCUCGUUAUCCUUCGCCAGGGCUUUUGACGCCCGAUAACACGCCUCCGCGUCUUAGUAAACCACGAUUCGUACCUGUCAGUCAUAAGCAAGAGACGACUAAAUCGGAGUUCUGUCUCUCUCUUCAAACCACAUCGGCUGUGGUGGAGAUUUCGGAAAUUUUUAAACAUCACGCGGAAAUCAUCCAGGACACCAGAAAAUCGGAGCCAGUUACGACACAAUGCAAUGGCAUAAAACCGAUUAAAGCCCCUGAUUCUUAUCUCAUCCCUCAUAUUGACCAGUAUACCGGCCUCCCUCCUUCUAAUUCAUCCGUGAAUGUGAGGGCUUUGCAGUGCUGUCAAUCCCAAGAUAUUGCUGCGAGACCAAUAGCUUACGUAAAUUCGCAAUACCAUGGACUCACACUGCGUUGCGAUCAAUGCCAACGUUCAGUCGAAUCUCCAACUCAAUACUGCUUUCAGCAUGGACCUAAAAGUCCUGAUACCCCUACCAUACUCACUGCACCGAAGUCUUCACAAUGUCGUGGACUCACACUACGUGGCGUC